AUGACAACACUGACACUUUCACCUCCUAGGGCUCAUGGGGCGUCCUCGGCUAGCUCACUGGCGUACCAGUCUCUGAGAGUAAAACCAGCUACUAUCGCAUGGAAGGAUCUCACCUAUGACGUCAAGCUCACCCGCGCGAACCCUCAGACCGGCAAGAAAGAAACCAUAGACAAGCGCAUCCUUGAUGGCCUCUCGGGCAUCGUUCGUCCUGGUGAGAUGCUCGCCAUCUGCGGGCCGUCGGGAGGCGGCAAGACGACCCUGCUCGACGCCAUCGCCGGAAGGAUCGACCCUAACCGCAAGGGGAGGAAGUUCAUGGGAGAUGUACUGGUCAACGGCAAGCUCAGAGACGAGACCUUCAGCAUGGUGGCUUCGUACGUGCAGCAGGAGCACGCGCUUCAGACGCCCUUCACAGUCAAGGAGACGAUGCGGUACGCAGCAGACCUCCUCAUUCCUCACUCAGAGAGCACACCUGAGGAGAGGAGGGCGAGGGCAGAGAACGUGACUCACGUUCUCGGGUUGGACUCGUGCAGCAACACCAUCGUGGGAGACGUGUUUCGCAAGGGACUCAGUGGAGGCCAGCUUCGACGCCUGUCGAUCGCAGUGGAGCUGGUGCGAAACCCCUCCAUCCUGCUGCUGGACGAGCCGACGUCAGGCCUCGACUCAGCUGCUGCAGAGAACAUCAUGAGUCACUUGUCUCACCUCGCCAAGAUGGGGACGACGGUUGUGUGCACCAUUCAUCAGCCUCCUUCCGAGGUGUGGGCCAACUUCGACAAGUUUCUCCUGCUGUCCAGGGGCAAGUGCCUCUACUUUGGAGCCGCUAAAAACGCCGUGGACUAUUUCUCGAGGAUGGGGUAUCCCUGCCCCAGCCAGUCGAACCCUGCAGAUUUCUUCCUCCGACUCGCCAACACGGACUUUGAGGGGCAUGCUGAUAUCGAGCUCCUCGCAAAGCUAUUCAAAGAAGAGCCGGAGGGCAUGGCGUUGACGUCAGCACUUGCCCGCCCCAUUGAGCAUGCUAUCAGCCCUGCCAGUCACAGGAACGGCUUCAUGACGCAGCUCAUGAUCUUGUCUCAUCGCGCCUUCUUCAACAAUGCGCGCAACCCGGGUAUUUUUCUCGUCCGACUCGUCAUGUACAUCAUGCUCUGCCUGCUGAUGGGCUUCAUGUUCUGGAACCUUGGCCAUGGUCCCACAGACAUCAACAGUCGCGUUGCUCUCCUCUUCUUCGUUGCUGCUUUCUUGGUGUUCAUGUCUGUGGCAGUGCUGCCCUUCUUUAUCGUGGAGAGAGCUGUGUUUCUGCGCGAGAGGGCUAAUGGCUGGUAUGUGGUGCCAGCAUAUGUGCUGGCGUCUUUCUUCAUGUCGUUGCCGGGCCUUUUCAUCAUCUCCUUGGUCAGCACUAUCCUUGUGGUACUUCCUGCCGGUCUCAACGGCUUCGGAGUGUUCCUUGCGGACCUCUUCCUCUCUCUUGUUACAGCCGAAGCCUUCAUGUGCGUCAUUGCCUCCGUCGUUCCUCAUUACAUCAUCGGGAUCGCGCUAGGGGCGGCAGUGUACGGCUUCUUCAUGUUGUGCGAGGGCUUCAUGAAGGUCAAGAACGACAUCCCUGACUACUUCAUCUGGGGGUACUACAUGGCAUUUCAUACCUACUCGUUCAGAGCUUUCAUGGUCAACGAGUUUGAGGGCAUCAAGUACUUUGACAGCCCUCAGUUUCACAAUGGAAAGGAAGUUCUCGUCUUCUACAACAUGGAGGAUCAUGCUGUGUGGAAGGACUUGCUGGUUGUUGGAGGCUGGGCAAUAGGUCUUCAGGUCCUCUUUGGAAGCAUUCUUCAAGUGUUCCACAAGGGCAAACGGUAA
Molecule: messenger RNA, 1845 nt
Organism: Guillardia theta CCMP2712
Lineage: Eukaryota; Cryptophyceae; Pyrenomonadales; Geminigeraceae
Exons: 1
Coding region: 1-1845 (614 amino acids)
Cellular component (GO): membrane
Molecular function (GO): ATP binding; ABC-type transporter activity; ATP hydrolysis activity
Source: RefSeq, a predicted model, not a curated record